Rhinocladiella mackenziei CBS 650.93 is the source of this 717-nucleotide messenger RNA. RefSeq lists its product as uncharacterized. The record is from RefSeq and is a predicted model, not a curated record. Gene Ontology annotation, molecular function: RNA polymerase II general transcription initiation factor activity; promoter-specific chromatin binding. Gene Ontology annotation, biological process: transcription initiation at RNA polymerase II promoter. NCBI's taxonomy places the organism in Eukaryota, Fungi, Ascomycota, Eurotiomycetes, Chaetothyriales, Herpotrichiellaceae. Gene Ontology annotation, cellular component: nucleus; transcription factor TFIID complex; SAGA complex. Bases 1 to 717 code for a protein of 238 amino acids. The transcript has 2 exons.
AUGUCGUCCCCGCCAUCGAUGUCAGAACAAGGCCACCCUGCUAUGAAAGACGUUGACGUUGAUACCGAAAUGGAAGACACUCAGGACAACACCACCACAUCGGCAACUCGCAACCCAAACGAGGGAGCAUCACGAACUCCAGACCAUGAUUUCACACAGUCUGAAACACAGCCUGCGACGGCCUCGGGCCUACCACACCACAAUCGCAAGGAUGUCACGUUGAGGGAGUUUUUGAGCAAGAUGGACGACUAUGCGCCGAUUAUCCCUGAUGCUGUGACCGCCCAUUAUCUGACUCUUUCUGGUCUCCCACCUCCUUCGCCGGCUGACCCUACUGGCGCCAGCACAAAUACGACCCCUCUUCCUCUCGCUCGACUACUCGCGCUGGCGACUCAGAAAUUCGUCGCCGAUAUAGCAGCCGACGCUUAUCAGUACAGCCGAAUUCGAUCUUCAAACUCGGCCUCCGCCAGCAACCCUCUCGGAAGUACGGCGAUGGGCAUGGGUGGCGGUCCCAGUGGCGCUGCGGGAGCAGGUGCAGGAGUCGGCGGUGGGACUGGUAAGUCUCAGCAGUCGACUCAGUUGGGCGUUCAAAGGAGCGGUUAUGGUGGCGGUGGACAAGGGGGGAGCGGUCAAGGAAGGACGGUUUUGACAAUGGAGGAUUUGGGCAUGGCAGUACAGGAGUAUGGCGUCAAUAUCAAGAGGGGCGAGUUCUACCGGUAG